AACGGAUCGAUUGUUGCUGGUGGGGUGCGUCCCUGCUGGCCGGCGCGCCUUUCAACUCAUUUUGAGGACAGAGUGACGCGGGAACUCUUUACCACUAGAGAUGUUCGAAUGUGGCGCAGAAUUCAGAAUAAAGAUGAGCGCUGCUAACAGCGUAGAAGCAUCACCAGCGCAGAGCAGCCGUACGCCAAGACGAAAGAUGGCUGAGGAAAUUUGUGAAGGAGAGCCACCCGCAAAAUGUGUCGAUCGCGGGCCAAAUGUGAGUCGGUAUGUGACUGUGCCCCCGCUGAGAUUCAAACCCAGGACAUUGGACGAGUUUGCGCAGUUUCUCGAAAAUGAUUCGAACCGUGUUGUUGAUAUGGACAUUUGGUCACUUUUUGGAGAAGGAAACUACGUUAACUACCGCGUGAAGUUGGUGAUCACAGCACUUCUGGAAAAGAUCGACAGACUUCAAAGAGGAGGUGGAAGUGGUGGCUCCAUAGGUGCUCCGGUCUACGAAGAGGUGCACUAUCUGGACGUAGACGAUAUGGAACCAAGAAUCAUCAUGCCACCUGCUCAUCAAGGAUCCAUACCUAACAGCGCUCAUAAUCUUCAUCACCGCAGACCUAGUGACGGUGGCGUUAAUACUUCUCUGUUUAUGUUCCUCGACAAUCCUCCGAUGCCUCGUGAAUACUAUGACAUAAGACCUAAUGUCCCUGAUCUUCGGAAUUUCAAUCUUCUUGAUACAUACACACUUCUGAAACACAGAAGAGGGACCGGUGGCUUCCGUUUGGAGCUCAAGCGCUUCCUCACACACAUGACACGUAUGAUACAUUCGAACGCAGCUCGAGGACAGUACACAAUGAUCAAACCCGGUGUUAGAAGAGAUGCAAAGAAGAAGCAGUAUCCGAGUGCUCUGAUCGAACAAAUCGUUGACGGCAUCUCGUCUCUUAUCAUAAAUCUGGAUGGUACAGAACCUGACAAAGUGGCGCUUUCCAUACUGAUCAAAGAUACUUGGAUAGCAGUUUUGUACGAAGACCGCCGUAAUCCACCACGUUUCUUCCCGUUCUCUGAUGAGGAGCUCGAAGCUUUGUCUGGCGAGGGAAGACAUUACGUCAAUAAUGGAAUGAUCCGGAGGAAGAUUGAACCUGAAAGUUCAGCAGAAGACGCGGAUGUAACUCAGUGGAACGGCGGCAUGUGAAAUUAUUUCCAUAUCAGACGUGCACGAUCUCGUUCUUAUCAUUUGUUAUAUACAUAGUAUGUUGAAAUGUAUCGGGUCAUGUUAUGCCUCUCAUCCGUAUAGAAUAGAAUUGCUAAUGAAGUAGAGCAAUGUACUGGAAUUGAUUUGUUGUAUAUAACAAUUUUCUUUUCAAGAGAUGCCCUCA
Cylicocyclus nassatus is the source of this 1361-nucleotide messenger RNA. The record is from the annotation of a GenBank genome assembly. NCBI's taxonomy places the organism in Eukaryota, Metazoa, Nematoda, Chromadorea, Rhabditida, Strongylidae.